Molecule: messenger RNA, 1068 nt
Organism: Schistosoma turkestanicum
Lineage: Eukaryota; Metazoa; Platyhelminthes; Trematoda; Strigeidida; Schistosomatidae
Source: the annotation of a GenBank genome assembly
AUGGCAAUUUCUUACGAGGAUGGAUUAAUCAAUGUAGCCAUAUAUGAGUCCCGGGUUUUCAACAUACGUGGCGUUCACACUUUUGUAAUGUCCACGCUUGAACUGAAAUUAUCCAAAUUAGACCAACGACUAAAGGCAGCUAUCAGCGAACGACGUUUCUAUGAGGCUCAUCAGUUAUACAAGACCAUACAUUUCCGUUGUAUGAUGCGAAGAAAUUAUCAAGAAGCACUAAAGUACUUAAAAUCUGGUUCCGAGUUUUUACUUGAUAAUGAACAAUUUGAAAGUGGUACAGAAUUAGCUUGUCUUGUACUUGAUGUGUAUAGCCAGAGCGAAGCAGUUUUAACCGAAUCUCAUCUAGAUGAAAUUUGUGAACUGUUGAUACGAAUGUGUCUUGGAGAAGAUAGGACGCGUUUUAUUCACAAGGCACUCCAUCUUCUCCAAAAGCAAAAAGAUCUUCUGGCUGGGUUCAAUGGUUAUCUCGCCCGUGUAUUGUGGCAGGAAGGAUCUUUUAGUGAAGCGAGGUUGCACAUUAUGUUAUCCUCUAAUGGUUAUGCUGCUGGUGUAUUCCUUGUCGCUUUACAUCAGAGAUAUGGGCUUCGAUCGGAAAUAGAUUUAUUUAUUGCACAGGCUGUCCUUCAGUUUUUAUGUAUGAAACAAACGUCAGUUGCUAUACUGACAUUUUACACAUACACACGAAGUCAUCCUCGAUUGGAGCCUGGACCACCGUUUACAGGUUUUCCUCUAUUAAAUUUCCUGUGGUUUUUGAUGUUGGCCAUUGAAAAGAAAUGUAGUCUAGCUGUGUUUUCAGUACUAUGUGAAAAGUACAGUCCUCAACUGAAUAGAGAUUCGUCUUAUUUAAAAUAUUUGGAUAAAAUUGGGCAAUUAUAUUUUGGUGUUAAACCACCUACAAAUGAAAUGAAUAGUUUUUUUUCACGCAUAAUGCAAAUGUUUAAUGAUGGAGACAGGCUGGAAGAUUCUGUGUCAAGUGAUGACCUGGGUCAUUGUGCACCGAAUGGAAAUACCGAUGUAAAUUCACCAGAGGAAAUGUGUUUCGAAGAUGUGGAUUAA